Messenger RNA from Lodderomyces parapsilosis, 1575 nucleotides. RefSeq lists its product as uncharacterized. Gene Ontology annotation, cellular component: plasma membrane. Gene Ontology annotation, biological process: plasma membrane lactate transport. Gene Ontology annotation, molecular function: secondary active monocarboxylate transmembrane transporter activity. Bases 1 to 1575 code for a protein of 524 amino acids. Lineage: Eukaryota; Fungi; Ascomycota; Pichiomycetes; Serinales; Debaryomycetaceae. The transcript has a single exon. The record is from RefSeq and is a predicted model, not a curated record.
AUGUCGUCGUCUCCCACAAACCAAAAACCUGAAACCGAACAUAUCUCAAAUUUGUCAUCUAAUCAGGAACUGCUUUCGAUAGAUGAUAUCUUCAAUGAAAAACCUACGUUGACACUUCCCGUCAUCAAACACUACUUGGCAACAAGGGUCACUACUUUAAUCGACUUGCCUGUUUAUCACCAGGACAAAAGAUGGUAUGAACUUAUAAACCCUAUUCCUGGUUUGAGAGAAAUGACAUUGAGAGAUUGGAACUACUACGGAUUGGGAUGGUUUGGUUGGGUUUUAGACUCUCUAGAUUUUUUUUGCGUUUCUGUUGCUUUGCCGGAAAUUGCCAUCUCUUUGAAUUCAAGUGUGGUUGAUAUUACUUGGGGAGUAACAUUGGUUUUAAUGUUCAGAGUGUUUGGUGCUGUCGCUUUCGGAUUGGCUUCGGACAGAUUUGGGAGGAAAAAAUGCUACAUUGUCAUUUGUAUAUUGUUUAUUUUCGUUGAAGUUGGUACAGGCUUUGUCCAAACUUAUGCGCAAUUCCUCGGUGCUCGUGCAAUCUUUGGUAUCUUAAUGGGAAGUAUGUUGCCAGUCUCCAUGGUGACUGCCAUGGAAAGCCAACCGGUGCGUGCAAGAGGUAUCUUGUCAGGUUUAUUUUCGCCAGCAUAUUGUUUUGGCUACAUUAUGGCUGUGGUAUGGUAUAAAGUCUUUGAGCCGACUUACAAAGAAGGCGAAGGGUGGAGAAGUUUGUUUUGGUUUAGUGGUGGGUUGAGUGUCAUUUUGAUUAUUUGGAGGUGGUUUGUUCCAGAAUCAUAUGAGUUCUUGGAAAUGCAAGAGAAGAAGAGAAAGUUUAAGGAGAAGAACAAGAACACUGGUCUUCACAAGUACUUUAACACAACUAUUUUUCAUACAUUAAAGACUGAGUGGUUAUUAUUCAUCUACCUUUGUAUCACAUAUGCUGCUUGGAAUUCUUGUAGCCAUGGAACCCAAGAUUUAUAUGUUACCAUGUUAUCGAAUCAGUUCGGUGUUGAUAUUGACAAAAGAACUAUGAUUGUGUCAAUAUCUAAUGUCGGUGGACUUAUCGGUGGUGCGUUUGUUGGAAACCUUUCCGAGCUUUUGGGGAGACGAUUAUCCAUCAUUAUUGCGACCAUUCUUUGCGGAGCAUUCGUCUAUCCAUCAUUCUUUGAUGCUGACAAGAAUUGGGGUGCCUAUGUUGUUUUAAUUGGUUCUGUAAUGGGUUCUUGGGGUGUAUCAACAGGUUAUGUUUUAGAAUUGGUGAAUAAGGCACACAGAACUUUAUUAAUGGGAUUGUCAUACCAAAUAGGUAACUUACUCAGCGCAGGAAGCGCUACUAUCCAAGCUCGAAUCGGUGAGCUAUACCCAGUUCCAGGUGCAGCUCCUGGUGUUUUCGAUUAUGGAAAAGUGAUGUGUAUCUUUUGUGGUGCCAUUUUUGCAUUAAUGGUGGUUCUUUUAUUGUUGGGACCAGAGAAGUUUCAUAGAAAUUUGAAAAUGGUCCCAGCGAAUCUCGGUGCAGUACCGGAGCUUGAGGAGGGUUUGGAUUUGGACAAACCAGAGAAUGAGAAAAAGGAGUAA